Messenger RNA from Melanotaenia boesemani (Boeseman's rainbowfish), 917 nucleotides. RefSeq lists its product as uncharacterized. NCBI's taxonomy places the organism in Eukaryota, Metazoa, Chordata, Actinopteri, Atheriniformes, Melanotaeniidae. The record is from RefSeq and is a predicted model, not a curated record. Bases 97 to 816 code for a protein of 239 amino acids. The transcript is spliced from 10 exons.
AUUAAAAAGAUCUCUGCUUUUAUGUGCUGAUGCUGUAGCAUAUAAAAGCUCAACCCUCUUGAUGACAGUGGACACAGCUGGAGACAGAAGUCAGUGAUGAAGUUCUUAACGUUUUAUUUACUGCUGCCUGCAUUUGCAGCUGCAGUAGUGACACCCCCAGUCAGAGCUGAAAGACUAAAUGUGUUAAGCUUUCUAAAUGAUGCAUUUUGCACAACUACUGAAAAGGCUGCAACUACGAAAACCAAAGCAUACAGCAACCCUCCAAAACAAGUAAAUGUGCCAAAUUCUGAAGAUUUGUCUGACUCUAAAUCUAUGGAGAAUGUGGACACUGAUGGAUUUCCAGACCUUGAUAGCGAUGAAGUCUUGAGUCGUGAAGCUUUGGCAAAACAGCAGGCUCCACUGAGGAGGAUGACAGGUGAUGGCAAAGAUAAUACGCAGCCGAUGGGUAUGACCAGAAGACUGAUCCUGGACCACAAGAGCCAAAAGCUAAAUGGGAUCCACGAGGAGCUGCAGGCAAGCAGAGAGUCGGCUGAUCAGGACAGUGAGGAGGGAAUGAAGGUGAAAGCUCACGGUGUCCAUGAAAGCACUGAUGUCCAAAGGCAGGCAAGACCAGGAAUAGUGAAAGGCAUUAAUGAUAAGAUGCUCCCAGGCCAAAGCAGAGAGAUGCUGGAUUGGAAUAGUUUGGAAGACAACAAUGGCAGAUUAACUGCAGGAGGCAGCAGUAAAGACGCAGACUAUGAUGAAACUAGAGAAUCUGUCAGUUUGGAAACAUAUCCAUCCAAGCCCAGCAGCUUGUCUGUUCCAGCCAAGGGCUGAGCUGCCUGACGAUCAAACAGGAGGUUUAAUUUCUUCCUCAUUUUAAGUCAGAAGCCUCCAUCUGUUGACUCAUAGGAUGCAGACAGACUGCUUCCAAAUAU